Nerophis lumbriciformis (worm pipefish) is the source of this 714-nucleotide messenger RNA. Lineage: Eukaryota; Metazoa; Chordata; Actinopteri; Syngnathiformes; Syngnathidae. The record is from RefSeq and is a predicted model, not a curated record.
AGGAAAUCCAGCAGAGCGAAGGAGAAGAAAGCACGGCGUCUGGAGGAGAGGGCAGCCAUGGACGCCGUCUGUGCUAAGGUGGACGCUGCCAAUAAGCUUGACGAUCCACUGGAUUCCUUUCCUGCCUUCAAAAAAUACGACAGGAACGGAUUAAACCUACAAAUCGAGUGCAAGAGAGUGACUGCCCUCAACCCGUUGUCUGUGGAGUGGGCCUUCGAACUCACCCGAGCAAACAUGCAAACGCUCUACGAGCAGAGCGAAUGGGGCUGGAAGGAGCGCGAGAAGAGGGAAGAGAUGAAUGACGAGAGAGCGUGGUACCUAUUGGCCCGAGACGGCGAAUCCGCCCCAGUGGCUUUCUCUCACUUCCGAUUCGACGUGGAGUGCGGGGAGGAGGUGCUUUAUUGCUACGAGGUGCAGCUGGAGAGCAGAGUGCGAAGGAAAGGACUCGGCAAAUUCCUCAUCCAGAUUUUACAGCUCAUAGCUAACAGUACACAUAUGAAAAAAGUCAUGCUGACAGUUUUCAAACACAACCACGGCGCGUAUCAGUUCUUCCGAGACGCUCUCCAGUUCGAGAUGGACGAGACCUCGCCCAGCAUGUCCGGCUGCUGCGGCGACGACUGCUCGUUCGAGAUCCUGAGCCGGCGGACCAAGCACGGCGAGGUUUCAGUGGGUCACAGCCACGGCGGCGGUCAUUGCGGCGGCUGCUGCCACUGA